UGAGAGCCUCACGCCGGAGUGCUCUGCAUUACAUUCGUGAUUCAAAUUGCUGCACACAUGAGAUUAGAGGCACAUCCACCAGCUGCCUCUCGAGCUCUGUCUAAUCUACCGGCCUUGCUACUCCGGGCUCUUGCGAGGACCGCUGAUCUUGUUUCUGGCCACAAACUCACAUGUUCGACGUGGACUUUAUUGGCGGGUAGUCGCAUACGGCAGGGAAGCGAUCCUUCGGCACACCGCCGACAGGCCAUUCGGCCCGCAUUUGUACGAUGGCCGAAGCUCAAUCGGGAUCAGUGCGCUUUCUCCUAUCCUUGUCGAAUCUGCGCCCAGCUGCGAUUCCGUCUUUACUAAAUUCGUCACCUCAGCUUCCAGCUGCUCUCACAAAUACGCUCGCAUGGCUGGCUGCCCAGUCCAUCAACUUUGGCUCGCAGCGCCGUCCUCAAGGUCAGGCGGCUGUUGCGAUAUCUCAGGAUGUUGGAAACUCUUCAUACGAAUUCGUGCAUCUACUUGUGAGAGUGUUGCAAGAAGGAGAUCCAACGCUUAUCAGGAUGCUCCUGCCGCAAGCAACCACGCUCCUCCACCUCGUCAUCGUGGUGCACCUUGCCCCUCAUUCUGGGGAUGCUCGAAGCAUCAAGGGACGAAGACUCGCCCUUGCCGGCCUGCGCGCCAUCUUCAGGCGAAUACUCACCCCUGAAGAGAGCGUGCACCUCGUACGAGCCGCCAUUGAUGGACUGCAUGAUGACGAAAGCUGUGGCAGCGCUGCGGCCAGCCUCAGCGCACUACUCCGUGUCAUCUCCAGCAAAGCCUUGCCCAGUGAUGAGUGGGAGAAAAUGAGCCUCGACAUACAGACAGCAGCGCAGCGCAUGGAUGCUCCUUCAAGCCAAGCAGGUGGCUCAGUAGAACGUGACUUGAGUGCCUCCACCAAAGCCCUAAAUGCUCACUUACGAGACGCAGCGGCGCUUCUCGCGGCACUCCGUGGCGAACCAAUCAAGAUCGAUGGCGAUGCUACUGUCAACUAUGGGCAAGAGCUGACCACGCUUGGUCAGGGUCUUGCGCAAUCCAUCCAAAGAUCCAGAACCUUGCCAGUUCGUCCUCACGCCUCGGCCCUCGAAGCUGCUUCUCAAAGUUCACCCGAGACGGCCAAUGAACGAGUGCAGCUUGAUGCGCUGCUUAAUGUCUUGCCGCAUAUAUCGCGGAGCAAUCUCCUGGGCAAGCUGCGCUCGGACCCCAGAUACGCGGCAAGAUCGAAUGAGCAGAUCAUCGAACUGCUCUUAGAUGAUCCAGAUGGUGCUCAGACCGCAGCAUCGCCACCGUCGGCGUCUCAGAUUGCUCUGUCUCCAAGCGCAGAAAGCAUUUUACCCCCAAGAGUCGCCAAAAAGCCAAUCAGCCCGUUGCGCGAGUCUAGAGCGCGGUUCAAUUUCGAUCCUUCUCGCUUCUUGACCCGCGAUGGAGACAGGUCAUCGAGCGAGCAAGGGCUUUCCGAGGAGCUUAAGCGUUUGACGAUCGCGCGCGCAGAUGCCCCGAGCUCAGACGAAUCAGAUGUCGAUGACUUUGGCGUUGCCCGCGAUCGGGCAGUCGGUUUUGAGGAGGAGCUGGAGACAGAAAUUGAGCAACCUCAAGAUCGAAGGCGCGGCAUCUCCAAGCUCUUUGGCAUGGGUGCGAAUGCUUCUCGCUUCGCAGAGGACUACUCAACUUUUGACGAGGACACGGAAGCGGAGGAUGAGGAUGAUGAAGACCACGAGACACGUGCACCGGCCGGUGCGGCUGCUGUGAACAAUGCUGGCAGACAGAUUGUCGGCUCUUCAAACAAAGGGAAGGCUGCCGUUUCUGAUGCCACAACGCUGCAGCUUCAUUACCUCCAUCACGGCGCUAACGCGUUUGCACGCAGCGAUGCGAAUCGCAGCAGUAAGCAACGGAGGGACCUACUCGCUAGUCUAGGCGGCUCGUGGGAUCACGCACUCGUUGAGGAUUGGGGAACAGUUUUUACUAGAGAUCCGAAGAGAGAGAAGAUGCUUUCCCGACUGUCCACGAGCGACACGGCUUCCAUUCCCGCUGUAGCAAGCCGUCCGGAUGAAGACUCGGAAGAUGAGGAUCAAAGCACUCGCUUCGGCCCAGAUCGCGGACGAGGAGGUCGGGUCCUGCGCGGGGCAAGAGGCGGAGGAAGGGGAAGGGGAGGCUCGGGCCCGCGAGGUGGAUCGGAAGGCGGUGGAGGCAAGUCGAGCAGGGGUAGAGGUACGGGACAUAGCGGCACGGACCGAGGAGCGAAGAGGAAGGAGAGGCAAGGAAACGUGGCGAGGACUAGAGGGCAUGAUAGGAAGAUGAACCAGGCGGGAGGCGGAGGUGGAUUCGCGUGACCUCCUGCACGAGGGUCAGGAACUGCGCAUGCGUGUGCGUGGUUUGCAGGAUCGAACACUGCAAGCGCAAUCAAUGUCACAAUCCGUCAUUGUAGUUGCUGUGCUUCUUGUGCGCGAGCGUAUAUAGGGA
Ceraceosorus guamensis is the source of this 2481-nucleotide messenger RNA. RefSeq lists its product as hypothetical. Bases 267 to 2351 code for a protein of 694 amino acids. Lineage: Eukaryota; Fungi; Basidiomycota; Exobasidiomycetes; Ceraceosorales; Ceraceosoraceae. The transcript has 2 exons. The record is from RefSeq and is a predicted model, not a curated record.